CAUUUUCCUGAGCUGUACCUGAAGGCAGCACUGUGCUGCACAUUUCCCACACAAAUACACACGGGUCGAAGAGUAGUUGUGGGGGAUUUCAACUCUACUUCAGGCAUCAUGAGAGUUUUUAUUUGAAUGAAGAUACGCAGCCUCAAAGAAUAGAAACGAAAUUAAUAUGAGAAUGUGACUACCAAGCGAUCACGUAACUUUGAAAAUAGCGUCGCCAGAACAUUUCGUUUGGUACGCGCUAUUCAAGAAACCAUGGAGCCGAUAACAAAGUGGACUCCGACGCAAGUUGUAGACUGGAUGAAAGGUUUGGACGACAGCUUACAGCAGUAUGUGGGCAACUUUGAGCGGGAGAAGAUCAGUGGGGAACAGUUACUGAAAAUCACGCAUCAAGACUUGGAAGAGCUUGGUGUUGCCAGGAUUGGACACCAGGAGUUGGUGCUAGAGGCUGUUGAUCUACUGUGUGCUCUGAACUACGGUGUGGAGACAGACAACUUAAAGAACCUGGUGGUGAGGAUGAGAGCAGCCACCAACAAUCUCCACAUGGCCACAUCUGAACGCAGAAAGAGCCCGGUGUAUGAUGGCAGCAGUUCCCGCAAGCCACCCAACGACUUUCUUACAUGCGUGGUGGAACUCAUUGGUGCUGCAAAGAGCUUCCUGGCUUGGCUUGACAGAACUCCACUCUCAGGGAUCAGUGACUUUACAGCCACCAAAAACAAGAUCAUUCAGCUGUGCCUGGAGCUCACCACCACAGUUCAACAGGACUGCUGUGUUUAUGAGAUGGAAGAAAAGAUCCUAGAAGUUUCCAAGAUUUUGAACAACAUAUGUGAUCAGACUGUAAGAACCACCUCUGACCCCCUAAUGAGCCAGUCUGCCUGCUUGGAGGAAGUUCAGAUGACCAAUAUCAAACCGGGUGAAGGACUGGGAAUGUAUAUUAAGUCAACAUAUGAUGGGUUACAUGUCAUUACUGGAACCACAGAACAUUCUCCUGCCGACCUGACCAGAAAGAUCCACGCUGGUGAUGAAGUGAUUCAGGUCAAUCAACAAACAGUGGUGGGUUGGCAGUUGAAAAACCUGGUGUUCAAACUAAGGGAGGAUCCCAAAGGUGUGUUCCUCCUCUUAAAGAAGCGUCCCACAGGAACAACGGGUUUUACCCCCGCCCCUCUCAAGAACAUGCGGUGGAAGCCUCCUGUACCUCAGAACAAUUCCUCUUUGAUCCGAGCCCAGUCCCCGUGCAACUCGGCUAAUGGAUCUACCAAAAAGGAGAAACCAGCAAUCCUUGAUUUUUACAUUCCACCACCACCUCAAAUGCCAUACACUCCAAGAGAAGGAAGAACAGACACCUUCUCAAGUUUUAGUAAAAGGUCAAAAGGCUCUGAGUCACCCAACUCCUUCCUGGACCAAGAGAGUAGGAAACGCUGCACCAUUGCGGAUUAUGAUAAACUAAGCGUCGGCUGUCCAAUCGAAGCCAAUGUAAUUCAACCCAGAAUGAGGGAGCACAAGCCUUCUCGUGGUAAGCCCCGGCCACUCUCCAUGCCUGUGGAUACUUGUGUUGCAAUUGUAGAUCCCUUUGCUAAGCCAUGGACGCAGAACAGGAAAGGCGAGGACCUCCUGUUCAGAUACCUGAGCAACGAGAGGAUCCCCACCAUCGCCGAGGAAGUGCCGUCGGCAUCUCCGCCCACCUACAUGUCUACCGGGGAGCAUCGGCUUGUCAGAGUGGACCGUGUCCGAGGUAGCCGCUACUACUCCAACUCAGAUCUCCACAACAGUGCCACCAUCCCCUACCAGGAGGAUGUGAAGAAAGGCCCUGUAGCUGCAGUCUCCAAGCGCACAACGGCCGAACGUUCGCUACUGGGACCCGACUGGCACUCUAGCAGAGACUUCCUCAACCGGUAUAAUCAACCAAAUAUACGAUCCUGGUCCUUCUCUCAAGCUGCUGCCUUCCCCAUAUCUGUGUCACCCUCAAUGGCUGCUGAUGAUUACAACCCCGUCUCACUGCGACACAAGUCCAAGAAGAAGAACAGAGGAGGCAAUGGUGCAAUGAGCAGGCGGAGGGUGUCAGUCAAAGAGCUGGGUCAGCCAGACCACCAGGGUUGGUUGUACAAGAAGAAAGAUAGCAAAGGCUUCCUCGGUAUCAAAUGGAAGAAGUUUUGGUUCAUCCUAAAGAAGACUGCAUUAUAUUGGUACACAAACCCACUGGCGGAGAAAGCGGAAGGCUACAUUGACCUCACCAACUUCAUGAUUGACCGGGCCAUUGAGUGCAAGAAGAAACAUGCAUUCAAAGCCUGCCACCCCCAAGUCAUGAUGUUUUAUUUCGCUGCUGAGAAUCAUGAAGAGAUGAAUUUAUGGUUGAAUAAACUUGGGCUAGCCUCCAUUCAUUAUGAGCCGACGGAGCAAAACACAGCAGCUGAAUGCUACAGUGAGGCGAGUGACCAUGAGGAAACAGAAACAACAGACAUACCUCCACCACCAUACUAUGAACAGACCCUGCGUGAUUUGGUGACUCCAGCUGAUCCACCUGGUAGCACACAUCAGGGCACUCUUCCUCCACCGUACUCCUCAGCUGUCCCUAGCGAAGCAAAUGGUUCGCAUUCUUCGCCCCUUAGUACCAUGACAUCGCAGAGUUCGUCCGCCUCGUCUCUUUCCAAACAACGCCAGUCCUGGUUGGACCUAGUCGCACAGGUGUCACCCGCUUCCACAGGUGAAGCGCCAGUGGUUUGCGCAGUCCAGGUGGACUUGCAUCAACAUCCACCAGAGGCGGAGGAAGCGCUGGAGCGCUCAGCUCCUCUUCAGUUGGUUAAAGCAAGAUCGAAUGAUAACGGGGCGGUGCAAAGAGAGUCCUCAAGUGUUGCGGACAUAGGCGAUCACUGUAAUAGUGCUGAUGAGAUGGAGAAGCUGUAUAUUCACCUGAAGGAAGCCAGCCUGUCACCUAUUGGAGACCGCAAACCAUCCACGAAACGGGAAUUCAGGGCCUCCUUUGUUAAACGGUGCAAAGACCAUGCCGUCAAUGAUAAAUUGCAUCUUAUCAGAACAUUGAACAGCACAUUAAAGUCAAAACAGGCAGACCUGCAGGCACUCGAGCAGGUGCUUACGGAGCCUGAUCUAACUUCGGCCAGGUUCAAAGAAUGGAAGGAGGCCAAUGGGCCUUUGGUGCAAGAAAUUUGUGUCGCAAAUGACCAGCAGGUGGAGUCGGAGGCCUCCCAAGAUGCGGCAGCGGCCACUGCGGAUCCUGUGGCUGAAACCAGUUUAUAAACGCUCUUCGUGUCUACUGAUACUGACUUUGGUCACACAAACGCAAACACUGCUGUCGAAUUUUCAAGUGAGACUACUGUGGACUUUUAAGCUUUGAAAAUUUUUUAAAUAAUUUUUAUUGUCCUAUUGUUUUUUUUUUUUUUUUUUUUACCAAGCAGGCCACAUUACUAUGUGAAUUGCAUCAUAGUAUUACUUUUAGCAUUUUAUAUGUAAGAUUGACCGUUUCAAGUUAUUACAUUUGUUGUCGUUUGUGUUUCUGAAUGAUGGACUAUGUUGCAUUGCUUUCUACAUCAUUUUUAUUUUUGUCGUAUGUUUGAUUUAUUUAGAUGGUGUCAGUACUGGAUGUUUUUAACUGCUUUUAGUUUCUUAUUGGUGCCAUGCACCUUUAAAAGGCUGUUACACUUUUUUAAACUGUUAAUGUUUUCAGAAAGUCUGCACUCAAGUGAAUGUGUGCCAACAGGAGUUUUUGCAUUUGAAAAAUUUCACAUAAUAUAAAACAGCAUGUCUUACAGUGUAAUUUAAAAGGCUGGUGUAUAUUGCUCUUUUUCAUUGUGCUGCAAAGUUAACCUCAUCAUCCAAAUAAAAAGUAUACAGUAUGUGAAUCUCCAUGAAACACUGGUUGUGUAGAACUUCAAACCAGAGGAUUAUUCAUCACGCACAAAAUCAUUUUGUGAAACGGAUCCAAUCACGAUAUGAUUCUGUGCAGGUCGCAAAAUAACCACAAAUAAACACAUCCGAACUUUACACUUACAGGUGGUGCCCCAAUUUUUUCCCCUGUUUUCUCCUCUUUGCAAUGAAAGCUGUUGAGCUUCUCAAAUUAAGUGUGGAUUCGUGUACAGUCUGUGGCUGUGGAUGUGAAGCUUUCUACAUAACUGAUAUUGUUUAUAUU
Messenger RNA from Corythoichthys intestinalis (scribbled pipefish), 4138 nucleotides. Its product is annotated as connector enhancer of kinase suppressor of ras 3-like. Gene Ontology annotation, biological process: regulation of signal transduction. The record is from RefSeq and is a predicted model, not a curated record. Gene Ontology annotation, cellular component: cytoplasm; membrane. Gene Ontology annotation, molecular function: protein binding. The transcript has 25 exons. Lineage: Eukaryota; Metazoa; Chordata; Actinopteri; Syngnathiformes; Syngnathidae. The coding region runs from base 253 to 3249 and encodes 998 amino acids.